This is a messenger RNA of Oryzias melastigma (Indian medaka), 7896 nucleotides long. RefSeq names its product alpha-kinase 3a (gene alpk3a). Bases 734 to 6136 code for a protein of 1800 amino acids. Gene Ontology annotation, molecular function: ATP binding; protein serine/threonine kinase activity. The record is from RefSeq and is a predicted model, not a curated record. Gene Ontology annotation, cellular component: nucleus. The transcript has 13 exons. Gene Ontology annotation, biological process: protein phosphorylation; cardiac muscle cell development. NCBI's taxonomy places the organism in Eukaryota, Metazoa, Chordata, Actinopteri, Beloniformes, Adrianichthyidae.
UUGUGUGGAGCAUGGUUUGAAAGUCUGCAAUUGACCGUCAGCAGGGAACAAUAGCGCCAUAUAAUAACUUCAUUCAACAGCUGAUAACGUAAAAAAUCAUAGGGAAUGAAAUGUGUUUAAAUAUUAACUUUCAAUCUCAACUAAAAAGUAAAAUCUAAAAUCUAGUUUCGGAAAAUCUGAUGGGCCCUUGCGCCUAUUUGUGGGCCCACUAUAAAUAGAGCUCUUCUGGCAACACAUGCAUGUCUAUGAUAGGCGGUUACAGAUUUUCCUCACAGACUUUAGCUCCAAAGCACACCGACAACAUCUUCUUGGUAAGUUGGACAAGAUGAGAAGUAAUUUUGAGGUAAAUCUAAGUGCAUCUUUAAAUAAAUUACAGAUCUAAGACUUUACUUUGAUCUCUAAAACCUUUACAACAACCUGAUAGCAAAAACUAUUUAUAACUUAGUGCCAGAGUUUGCUUGGUUUGAAAGGACAAGCAUUUAGUCUUUAUCAGUGGCUACUAACUGUUCACUUUGUUUUGUUUUAUUGUAUUAACUUCUAGCAGAAAUGUAAUCAUAUGAAAUGUUUUUAUUUCCCCUCCAGAUUUUUUUUUUUUUUUUUUUUUGGAACACCCCAUUAAAUGAUCCCUGACCGCCGUGGAUUUUACAAGGGGGCAGUUUUUAUUGUCUCAAACUUCAGAUGAUACCUGUAGCUCGAAUUUUCUUGAUAUUUUUGUGGAUUGCUUGAGUGGAGAAUGACUUCAAGGAGGACAAUGACUCGCUCUUUCUCUGGCAAUGGGAGAACAAGCAGCUUCAGCGAAGAGGAGGGCAGCUCUUCCAGUGGUCGCUCAGAGAGCCGCAACACUUAUCUGUCAAACGUGCGACCCGAAAACAGGAGCACUCUGUGCAGCGUUAUGGCUCAGCUGACUGAAGACAUACAGCCAACUUUUGAGACGACUCUAAAGCCAAAGGCAGUGUCAGAAAACUGCAACGUCAAAUUCACAUGUGUGGUUUCAGGGUACCCCGCUCCUGAACUGAAAUGGUAUAAAGAUGACAUAGAGAUGGACAGGUACUGUGGACUCCCCAAAUAUGAAAUACGGCGUAACGGAAAAACCCACACUCUUCAUAUUUACAAUUGCACACUGGAUGAUGCAGCAAUUUACCAAGUCUCUGCCUCCAACAGUAAAGGAAUCGUUUCUUGCUCUGGAGUUUUGGAGGUUGGUACCAUGAACGAAUACAAGAUCCACCAGCGGUUCUUUGCUAAACUAAAGCAGAAGGCAGAACGAAAGAAAAAAGACUUAGAAGACCAGACCAAGAAGGUGAGCAAAGAAAACGUGCAGAAGAAAGAGCUCCAAAGAAGCCCAGAACAUCCACAGAGGAAACGUUCCGUCCCGCCAGCAGACAAACCGUCAGUGGAGCUGCCAGGAGAGGCUGUUGUUCCGAAUGGAAUUAGCUCAGACCCUAAAGACACUGACACUUCACCUAUUAAUGUAGAAUCUCGGUCUGAGGAAACUUUGGCCAAAAAAAGAAUUAGGAUUUCUAAUGGGGUAGACGUGGAGCCACAAGACAGCAGCACCAGUGAGCCUGACAGAACCCACAUGAUGGGGAAUGGAGGCGAAAACUGCUAUGAUGGAGGAAUCGGUUUAGCACAAUUUUUAGCAGAGACUCUCCAGUCCCAAUCUGCUGAGGAGAAACAGAUUUUACCUGAAGAAGAGCUGCCUAAAGACAUGGACACAUCUACUUGCAGAGAAAAAAAAGGAAAAGAUCAAGAGGAUAUGAGGAACAAAUCAAAUGAUACAGAGAAAGCGUUACAGGCAGAGCGUGAGAAUGACAGAAGAACUGAAGAGGAAUUAGCUGUGGAUCAAGACAGAGAGACAACAGCUCAUGGAAAAUGGAGUUCAGAUGUCAAUAAUCAGAGUAAGGGUCAUAAGGAUCACGAUCCCCACCAUAUCCAGGCAUCCAUCUCCUCGAUGUUCCACUCGGUUAAAGAUUUCUUCUUUGGUAAAAUUAAGAAGGACUCUCGGGAUCACAUUGAAAAUGAAGAUAAAGAAUUUAACAAAUCAAACGCUAAAGUUCAUCCUUCUCAACUGGACAUGCCUCCAUCGUUUCAUCUACACCCAGAGCAUCCCCAACUCGCACAGGAAGGGGUGCCCAUGGUGAUGGAAAAAGGAGUUUCUGAAACAUUGACAGUUUCACCAGAAAUAAAGAGCCAGAAUGACGUUCUCCACUCAGAGCAUAAACCACUCACUGAAGAACCUGCACCUCUUGUGAUGGACAAAUCUAAUGACGUUUCAUUACCUUUGAGCAAGGAGCAACAAUCAGCAUCAUUGGAACCGCUUGAAUUUAAGCAUAAAGAUGAGGUUUCAAAUAAAGAAAUGCACAAACUGUCACCUAAAAGCAUCCAGGAGAGCACCACAAAGAGAGAUGUAGAGACUGAGGAUGCUGUCGAAGCUAUGGAGGUGUCUGUUGAGCAAGAAAGCAAAAAACCACUUAAAGAUAACGCACUUCAAAUUCACACAGAGGCUAACGGCGUGGACUCUGAGGUAGUUUCUGCUGAUAAACAGGAGUCUAAUACCACUGUAGUUCCAGAAGAGCCUAACCUCAGGGUUGGAACAGAUAAUUCUUCACCAAAGGACGAUUUGUCUGAUUUACCACUUAAAGAAGAAUGCCCCCAAAAGCCAACUUUACCUAAUUUAGAGGUCUACCAGGCUCCUUCUGAGAGUUUUAUCUCAGCAACAAUCAGCCACAAUCUUGAAAAGGGUGAAUACAGAGACGACACAAUGGAGUAUAAAAGUGAAUCUAACAUAGAGAAGAGCCAGACCUCCAGCAACCUAUUUGGAGAAGAGAAAGAUGAAGUGAAAUCCACCCAACACUCGUGCUCAGAUAUUAACAGACCAGAAUUCACUAAAAUAACUGUCUCUUCUUUGGAAGGCAAAACGGAGCUGUGUGAAUCUAGAACAGAUCAGGUGCCGUCUACUCUUUCCGCCUUACAGGCCAACGAUACAAUAGCAGAUCAAGUUUCAGUCAUUCAAAAAAAUGAUGCAGGAAGUCCGCCCACUGAAGCCCCUUUAAGGAACAUUGAUCUAAAAAAGCAGCACGGCCACACAUCUGCAGUUGGGGAACUCACAAAAGUCAGUGAUGAUAGAACAGUACAGAGCUCAAAGUCAAGCUUUACUCAAAGCCAGGAGGCAUUUGAAAGAGACUUAAAAGAGCAGCUAGAUGUUGCUUUGGAUAAAAACAUAGAAAAGUAUUUGUGUAACGGUCAAAAAACACAAACUCAAGAGGAGGUUGGUAAUGCAGAAAACGAGCGUUUACAUCCCGAACUUAAGACUGAAGAGAACAUAUCAGUAAAUGUACAAGUGUUGGAUGAAUCUAAGAGCAUUUCUCUAAUCCAAAAUAAUGGAAGUGACAUAAACCGCAUUCAGGAACACACUAGUAAAAGAAGUUUGAAUGAGGGUCGUGGUAGCGUUUCAGAUAAUAUUCCAAUAAUCCAGAUUUCUGACACUGAGGAUAUCUCAAACAAAAAACUUUUUACAGAAGAUUUUAGCCCUAAUGAUCAUUUUGGAAUCCCCAAAACUAAAAUAAUUGACCCUGAGAUUAAAGAAACCACCUUGCCUCUAACUAUUUUGGCUCUGAGCAAACUAGAAUCAAGUCAUCAGCAAAAGCAUGACACAACUCAUGAGUCAAAUAUAAGUGGCCAACAUGACAGUGGGUCUGAUUGUCCUGUCUCAUUCUCUACGCCAAGCAUUCACGACCUCUCACCCACUCAGAAAGUAAAGGAAGUUGCUCAAACAUUUUUUGAGCAGCCUCAUCAGAUGGACAACACAUCAAUCCCUGUUAUAAGUGUUUUGUGCACAGAUGACAAGGAUAGUGGUGCCCUCAGCACUGAUUCAAAGGUUCAUCCGGUUUAUGAAAUUCCAAGGGUGCCUCAUAUUGUGGUCCCUCCAAUUUCUGUCACUUGUCAUGAAAGUGAUUCUGAAUCCACUCAGGGCCAGUGUAGAGAAACAGAAACCUUUACUGACACGCAAAGAGGAACAAAGAGUGUUGAUGAUAACGCCAUGAAGUCUGAACAAAUUCAGACAUGUGGUAGUGAGGACAUUUCUGAAAAUAGUAGAAAAGAGAAUCCUCUAAUAAUGCUGUCUGAAGCUUUGAUACCAAAAGUUGGUGGCAAUGUUCAGUCACUCAAUGAACCGCCAGAGAAAAACGCUGGUCCUGACGCCUCUAAACCCAAACCCCUGAAGGAAAUCAAGACAGAGGUCCCUCAGUCUGUUGAAGACUAUCUGAAAAGCAAACCUUCCAUUGAAAGGCUCAGCUCCAAACCACCAACAUACCCAUCAUUAAGUCCCGCCAGCCUUCGGAAAUUUAUGACAAAAACCGUUUCAGAUUCUGAAAACGACCCUUCGUCAUCUGUUCCUGUGAUAUCUGUGAGUGACCAUCCGAGCGACAAGACUGAAGAAGAUCUCAGUGGAGGUUCAACCCCAACAUCCUCCCUCUCAUGUGAAAGCAGUCCCCGACUGAAACGGAGGGACAGUCUGACCCUCAUACGGUCCGCCACGCCUGAAGAGCUGGCCUCUGGAGCUCGGCGCAAAAUCUUCAUAUCCAAGGCAAAAGAGGAGAUGGAGGGGUCUAUAUUUGGCAUGCAAGAUAGCAAGAAGGAGAGCCCAUACAUGUCACCCAGUCAGGCCCGCAGAGCAGCAUUACUGCAGCCUUCGAUAGGACAAAAGACCCCACCAGUAGAGAGGCGCUCCCCGCUGCUGAGUCGCAGAAAAGCCACUUUGGAUGUCCCAAAAGUUAUGGAGGAGCCUUCAGCAGGAGAGCCAGGGGGCAACAAGACAGAAGACAAACUAGCAGAAAAGAAAAUAGACCCUUUGAAAGCUCCUCAGGUUAUACGCAAGAUCCGGGGAGAGCCCUUCCCAGACGCCUCAGGACACCUCAAGCUGUGGUGCCAGUUCUUUAAUGUUCUCACUGACUCCACUAUCAAGUGGUACAAAGAUGAUGACGAAAUACUAGAAAUUAAAAGAAGCGGAGGAGAUGAAAGCCAGGUAGCACUGGCUAUUGUCCUCGCAUCCAACCAAGACUGUGGUGUAUAUGGCUGUACUAUCAGUAAUGACUAUGGGAGUGACACCACCGACUUCCUACUCAGCAUCGAUGUUCUGUCUGAAAUACUGCUAAAAGAUGACUUGGAAGUUGGAGAGGAGAUAGAGAUGACCCCUUUGCUGUUCACCAGAGGCCUGGCAGACUGUGGAAGCUGGGGCGAAAAGUACUUUGGUCGUAUUUUUACCGAGGCACUUCACGUCGGAGAAGGCUGCACGCACAAAACCAGCAGGGUGAAGGUAAUUUAUGGCCUGGAUCCUGUCUUUGAGUCUGGGAGUACUUGCAUCAUCAAAAUUCGAAACCCCAUCGCCUAUGGGAACAGACAGGAGACCAACCUCACUGAGAGAAAUCUGGACAUUACCAAGCAGGAAUGCAAAGUCCAAAACUUGAUCCGAGAAUACUGUAAAAUAUUUGCAGCCGAAGCAAGAGUGAUUGAAAACUUUGGCUGCUCCCUAGAAGUGAUUCCAAGGUAUCUGAUGUACAGACCAGCAAACUCUGUGCCUUAUGCCACUGUGGAGGGUGAUCUUAGUGGCACGUUCACUAAGUACUGCACAAUGGGUCCUAAAGACCAGCUGAUUUCACAAAACGCCUCAGAAAUUGAGCAGAAAUGCUGCACCUUCCAGCACUGGAUCCAUCAGUGGACUCAUGGAAAUUUGCUGGUCACUCAGCUUGAGGGAGUUGAGACAAAAAUAACAAAUGUUAAAGUUGUGACCAAGUCGAAGGGAUACCAAGGACUAACAGAAUGUGGCUCCCCUCAAAUAUUUGAUCAGUUUCUGACGCACCAUCAGUGCAAUUACUACUGUGGACUUUUUGGCCUGCGCCCUCUGAAGUCUUUAGAUGCUCUGCUGCAGCCCGCCAAAAUAAAGGGCUCCAAAAGUCCUCUGCUUAACCGCAAGUUGAGCUCUGGCAGCCCACAGCUUCAGCGAAAAGGGCAAAGCCCUCAGAUGUCUAGAAAGGCAAAUUCCAGUCCAAAGGUUGCAAAAAAAGUUCAGGAAGCAGAUGACAGUAAGACUGGAGGGAAGAGUAAGCCUGCACAGAGUCAAGCUGUCACUGAGACGAGGUAGAAAAAUAAACUUUCUUUGAUUGUGGCAUUUUUGUUGUAGCAUUACCAGUCUCUCUGCAGUUAUCGAGAGCACCAAACAUCAUUAGAUUGUAAGAACAGGGGUCACCCGUGUUGAUGUUUCUUGUUGUAAAAAAUCUGAAUGAAGACAUCCACUUCUGUCAGAAUGUUGGAAACAACAGGAUAUUUUUUUUCUAAAAAUUGUGUUGUUUUUUGAAAUAUGUCUCAGAGUUGUUGUAUCAAGACGUUUAAAGAAUGAAAACGUAAUGACAUAAAACUAUUACGACUAAACUCUGGCCUAUAAGUCUUAUCUGCUGUGUGAAUGGAAGAACACUAUUGACGAAAAUACAUCAGAAAGUGAUGUGAAACAAAAAUAUAUCUGACCACAACCACAAAUUAGGCAUGUGUGUUAUUGGUUGGUAGAAUUAUUGAUGACGAACACAUUCUUAUUUGUAAUGUGCACAAUAUGUAAAGAAUACAUAGAAACCAUCUGCAGCUCAUUUAGAUUUAAUUAUUCUUCAAAUCUCUGUGAAGAAUAAAAGCCUCAUUUUUAGAUAUUGUGUUAGUAAAAGCUCAUUUUUUGGCAUUAUUUUCAGUAAAUUUCCAAUGGUUUGUGAGUGGUUAACAAAAAUGUUAAUAAAUCCCAACCUUCAUUGUAUUUUACAAACAUCCUGGUUAGAAGAGCUGAUAAAUAAAAAAAUUAUUUUUAAAAACUGAAAUGUGGAAGGAUUAGUAUGAACUAUUUUCCUGUCAAAACUUUGCCCAGAUUGUUAAAUUCUAACAGAGAUUGAGACCUUCUAUUAAGUAGUAACGCCUGAGCAUGAAAUUCACAGGAAUUUCCAUGGUGGAUUUGGGGUUAAUGAUUUAAAAGACUUCAAAUGUGAAGUCAACAGUAAAGUUCAGCAGACUUUGAAUGAUUUCCUAAGUUGCAUGAAGUCUUCACAAAGAAAUUUUGAAGGGAAUCCUUUCUAAAGCUGAAAUAUGAUGUGAAAUACAGUUGUAUUGUUUUGAAGUCAAAGGGCUAAAUGUCAGUGUGAUUAAAAAAUUAAAAGAAAAGUGUGUGAAUGCUCGAAUGAAAGUAAUGUACACUCAGUUUUUUAAAAAAUAAAUGUGUAAAAGUAUUUUGAAAUACAUCAGAAGAGAUUGCUCAGUUUUGUUUAAUUAUUUACAGCAUAAGUGUUUUUGUCUCAGUGUUUUUUAUAGUUACAUAUCUUACAGUAAGGUGUGGCUUUGGUCCGACGCCUAACAUACAUUUAAUAUACAGUAUAAUACAAAACAAAUACAAUCAUCUCCCAAGGGUAUGCACAAACUUCAUAUUUGUACAGAAGUGUGGCAAAAACAAGCUGAUGUAAAAAUACAGAAAUAUGGUAUUAAGCAAGAACUAAACAAAUACAAAAAAAUCAUUAUUUAUAACAACUUUCUAGAUAAUCUAAAUAAUUUGUCUUUUUUUUAUUAAAAGACAUAUGAAACUGAACAAAAACAAACUCCUUUAUUUUCAUUUCUGUUGUCAUGUCAUUGCCAUGUUUUAAACCUCAGCAUAUUUUUACCACCUACAAUAAAAUAAUAUCUGAAUCCUAUCUUGAAUUCUCCUUUGCCCAUCUUCCUUAAGGCGUGAGCCUCUAAAAGGUAAGUUUUUAUUGUUUGUUUUUAAUAUUGGUUUCCUUUUAAGAAAUGGCUCUUGUGGAUUUUGCAACUUUGAAAAACUACAUUUGUAAAUACAAAAAAAGUAAAAAAGAAAAAGAAAAAAAGAAAAAGAAAAACAAA